AUGCACUUUCUCUCUCUCUUAUUUAUCUUUCACAAUUGCCCUUUUUCCUCUCUUAUUUGUUUUUCUCAAUUGCUUUUUUCCCCUCUCUUAUUUGUCUCUUCCUUUCCUUCUCUUAUUUGCCUCUCUCUCAAUUUAUCUUUCCCUCUCUCAUUUCUUUCUUUCUUAAACUUUUAUCUUUUGCUUUUCUCUCUUCUUCUAUCCCAUAUUCAUCUUUUCUCUCUCCUUUUCUUAUUCUCUCACUUUCAUUCUUUUUUACUUUUUCUUUUCCAUUUUCUUUUUCUUUUAUGGUUUACUUUUUAUUCCCAUCCCUCUCUCUUUGUCAACACAUAUUUAUCAACCUCUCCUUUAUUUUCUUCUCUCCGUUUUGGUUUCUUUCAUUUCUGUCUCUUUCUUUCUCUCUAUCUCCAUAAUUUCCCCUUUCUACCUCCCCACAUUUUUUUCUAUUCCAAAACUUACGUUCUUCUCUCUUUUGUUCCUCAUCAUCUCUCUCUCUCUCUCUCUCUCUCUCUCUCUCUCUUAAUUCUUCCAUUCUUUCUAUUUCUAUUUAUUUAUUCACCUUAUUUUAUCUCAUCUUUAUUAACACUUACUCUUUCUCUUUCCCCUUUCUUUUUUAUUGUCACUUUGUCUUCAUGCAUUCUCUCUUCUCUUUUUUUUCUUUUUUUUUUCUUUUUUUUCUUCUUUUUCUUCGGUUUCACUCUCUCUCUCUCUCUCUCUCUCACUUUCCAUUUCAAUCACUCUCUUUUCACAGAAUUAAUGAGAAUAGUUUGCUUGUGUCAAGACAAAAUUUUAAAUUACUUUUUAUGA
Molecule: messenger RNA, 804 nt
Organism: Acanthosepion pharaonis
Lineage: Eukaryota; Metazoa; Mollusca; Cephalopoda; Sepiida; Sepiidae
Source: the annotation of a GenBank genome assembly